This is a messenger RNA of Durio zibethinus, 2331 nucleotides long. Its product is annotated as transcription initiation factor TFIID subunit 12b-like. Gene Ontology annotation, molecular function: TBP-class protein binding; protein heterodimerization activity; DNA binding. Gene Ontology annotation, cellular component: SAGA complex; transcription factor TFIID complex. Gene Ontology annotation, biological process: DNA-templated transcription initiation; RNA polymerase II preinitiation complex assembly. The record is from RefSeq and is a predicted model, not a curated record. NCBI's taxonomy places the organism in Eukaryota, Viridiplantae, Streptophyta, Magnoliopsida, Malvales, Malvaceae.
AUUAAAAAAAAAAAAAAAUCAAAAUUCCAAUUCCACCAUGGAUUAGCAAUUCGAGCACCCAUAGAAAAUCACCCUAAAAAGAAACAGAGAUGGCUGAAACUACAUCUUCAACAUCACCUCCGAAACCGCUUCAGUCGCAAAAUCCCAUGAUGAUGGACCCUUCGUCAUCAACUGCGACACCAGCAUCUUCAUCGGCGACGACGAAUGUUAAUCCUACGCCAACACCAACACCACCACUUUCGACGGCAACAGCGACAACAACAACGUUAACACCAACACCUUCAACGAAUUCGUCAAUUCUUCCUCAAAAUAACAACCCUUCUCCUCAAAUCCCUCCUCCGUCUCCAUCCAUUGACCCUUCCCUGCAAAAUCCACAUCAAAAUUUACAACAACAGCAACAGCAACAGCAAAUCUCUCAAAUUUCAUCUCCACCUUUCCCACCUCUUCCCCAACAACAACAACAACAGCAACAACUUUUACAACAACAACAAACUCAACAAAAUGUUACAGCUUUGCCCAAUUUCCAAAUCCAACAAACCCUUCAAAGAAACCCAUCUAUGACACGCCUUAACCAACAAUUUAACCAACUCCAACAACAGCAACAACAACAAAGCCAGCAGCAACAACAACAACAACAGUCCCAAUACGCCAACGUUUUGAGACAACAAGCUGGGUUUUAUGGCCAAAUGAAUUUUGGUGGGUCCGCUUCAAUUCAAACAAACCAACAACAAAACCAGCAGAAUCAACAGAUGGGCAAUCCCAAUAUAUCAAGGUCAGCUUUGAUUGGGCAAAGUGGUCAUUUGCCUAUGCUCAGUGGUGCAGCUGCAGCUACUGCUCAGUUUAGUUUGCAGUCUCAGCUUUUAUCUUCGCCAAGGCAGAAAGCUGGCUUGGUGCAAGGGUCUCAGUUUCAUCCAGGAAACCCAAGUGGACAAUCUUUGCAAGGGAUGCAGGCAAUGGGAAUGAUGAAUUUGAACUCACAACUAAGGGCUACUGGAGCUCUUUAUGCUCAACAGAGGAUAAAUCAGGGACAGAUGAGGCUGCAGCUAGCACAACAAACACAACUAACAUCUCCUCAGGUUCAAAGCUUACCAAGAACAUCUUCUCAGGCAUUUAUAAACCCUCAGUUGUCAGGGCUGGGUCAGAAUGGACAACCGGGUAUGAUGCAGAACUCUAUCUUGCAGCAACAGUGGUUGAAGCAAAUGCCAUCAAUAUCUAGUCCGGGCUCACCUUCUUUCCGCCUUCAGAGGCAAUCACCAGGCCUCUUGCAACACCAACUGGCUGCUUCUUCUCCUCAGUUGCACCAAAAUGCUAUGGGCUUGAACCCUCAACAAUUGUCUCAGCUAGUACAGCAGCAGUCACAAAUAGGACAUCCUCAAAUGCAGCAGCCACAGCAACAUCAGCAGCAGCAGCUACAACAACAACCUCAACAACAAUUACAACCACAACAAUCACCAUUGCAUCAGCCACAACAACAGCAGUCUCCUAGGAUGCCAGGACCAGCAGGCCAGAAAACUCUCAGUUUUACAGGAUCGCAGCCUGAUGCAACUGCAUCUGGUACAACCACACCUGGAGGAAGUUCGAGCCAAGGAACUGAGGCAACCAAUCAACUUCUUGGAAAGAGAAAGAUACAGGAUCUAGUUUCACAAGUUGAUUCGCAAGGAAAGCUAGAACCAGAAGUUGAAGAUCUACUUCUGGAGAUUGCUGAUGAUUUCAUAGACUCUGUGACUACAUUUGCAUGCAGUUUGGCGAAGCAUAGGAAAUCAUCAACGUUAGAGUCCAAGGAUCUAUUGCUACACUUAGAGAAAAACUGGCACUUGACUAUUCCAGGAUUUUCAAGGGAAGAGCAGAACCAAACAAGACCUUUAUCCAGUGACCUUCACAAGAAGCGUCUUGAUAUGAUACGUGCACUGAUGGAAUCAUCACAGCCUGAAACAAAUGCAAAUAAUCCUAAAGAAACGAUAAGACAAGGGCUUGGCAACCCAGUUGGUGCAAACCAUUUAAUGAGACCUUCAAGUUCCGAGCAGUUGGUUUCACAAGCUGCAGGUUCACAAAUGCUGCAGCAAAUAACUCGUUAUUGAUGGACAGAAGUUGUCAUUCAUUAUCUGGAUCCAAAUUCAAUGUGUAUUUGUAGGUUAUAUAGUUACUGAAGCUUAAGCUGUAGUGGAUUGACAAAAGCAAAAGCUGUAAUUACUUGGUAAGUAUCAGAGACAUGGAACAACUAGUGGAAAAGAUUACAACUAUUUGACCAUCUGAUUUAUCAUUUUCUAUUCAUGAUUUAUGCUGUAAGUGAAUUUAUCAAUGGUGGCUAUAAAGAGAGUUUAGUUCCCUAGU